UAGAGCUUUUCUUUCAUUUCGUCUGAGACCAAACCCAUACAGAGCUUUGUAUCUCUACCUCCCUCUACUCUCUCUCUCUCUGAAGCUCGCACACUUUCUCUUUCUCUAAAAAUCUCUCUGUGUGUCAUCCACAAGAGCAGGGUUUUGAAGCAACAAUUGAGGUUUUUGUGAUGGAAAAUGGGGUUGAGAUUGUUAAUGGGUCUCAAGUGGGAGAGGAGAGUGUGGAAGUUGAGGUUUCUGAGGAGAGAAUAGAGAAGAGGGUUGUGGUGGGCUCUGAUGAAUCAAAGGAUUUGGAUGGUGAAGAGGUUUUUGAGGAGGCAAUGAGUACCCCAAGCUUUUUGCACGAGCAGGUGGCGGAGCCUGAUUCUGGGUACGGUGUGUCUUGUGGUGGAGGUGGGAAUGUUGAGGUGAUUCCUGAAUCCGUUUUGCAGGUGGUUGAUGAGAAUCCAAAUGCUGGACACGAGGUUGAGAAGUUUGAGGAGGUGGUUCAAUCUUUGGAGGCAUCCGUGAUUAUUGAAGAUAAGGUGGAUGGUUUGGUUGGUGGGAGGAGUGUUGAUGGGGUUGUGGUGGUGGAUGGGAUUGAUGAGGGUGGGAAUGAAAAGGAGGCACAGACUGAUGAAUUGAAUGGAUCGAGGGAUCAUGGGGGAUUUGAUAGUGGAGAAAAUGGUGGAGAGGAGGUAUCUGAGGUUGGUUGUGGCAGAGAGAAGGAAGUCUUGAAGGGUGAGGAAGAAGUGGACUUAAAUUCUAGUCUAGUGAUUGAAAACUCUGAAAAUAAGGUUUUUGAUCAUGUUAAUUUGGAGCAUAUUCCUAUAGAUGAAAUAUUAGAAAAUGGAGGAGGUGAUAAGGUUGGAGGAGUUGCUGAUGCGUCUCUUCAAAAAACUGAAUUACAUAGGGAGAUUCUAAAUGAAGAUGGUAAUGGUGAGGAACUGAAGGGUGAUAACUUGGAUACUGAAUGUCAAGACAAUGAGAGCAGGGAGUUCAAAGAUGCUAGAGCUGGAAUUUUUUCAAGCCAUGAGGAUGAUAGCAGUGAUGAGGCAAGGGUCAUCUCAUCUCGUAUGGAUACAGAACAUCAGGGUUGCAGGAAUGGGGAAGCGAAAGAUACUCAAGCUGGAGUUGAUUCUGAGCGUCAUGUGGAACCUUGUGAACUGAAAGAGACUUCAGUUGAUCUGCAUACAUUUGCGGAGGAAAGUCCAGUGGUUUCAGUAAUUGGAAGCUCGCCUUCUGCGGAAUUAUCUAGAACUGAAAAUACUGAUUAUUUUCAGGAUAAUACAACUGAUUUGAAAGCAGAGGAUCAUGAGGUUUCUGAACCUCAGCGUGCGGUUGAAAAUGAUCAUGAAGUUCUUAACAACCACACGGUGGCUGACGAGACUAUGAUGAAGGAAGAAAAUGCUGGGCAAGAGAAGCAAAGAACUCGAGUUAAUGGAGAACAGGAGAUACAGCCAGCACCAGAGCUUGAUUCUUCACCUGGAAAAUCUGCAACUGCUCCUCCUUCUCCUGCAGAUCCUUCUAAACUUGGAAUUGUUGCAAGACUAUUGGCUCAGGAGACUAUGCUGAAGGAAGAAAAUGCUCGGCAAGAGAAGCUAAGAGCUCGAGUUUAUGGAGAACGGGAGAUACAGCCAGCACCACCAGAGCUUGCUUCUUCACCUGAAAAAUCUGCAAAUCCUGCUCCUCCUCCUGCACGUCCUGCUGGUCUUGGACGUGCUGCACCACUACUGGAACCUGUAUCUCGGGUGGUUCAGCAGGCUCGUGUGAACGGUAAUGUAUCUCAAAUGCAAACACAACAAAUUGAGGACCCCAUUAAUGGAGAGGCUGAGGAGUAUGAUGAGACUCGUGAACAACUCCAGAUGAUAAGGGUGAAAUUUUUGCGCCUUGCACAUAGACUCGGACAGACUCCCCAUAAUGUUGUUGUGGCACAGGUUUUGUACAGAUUAGGAUUAGCUGAGCAGCUCCGAGGGAGAAAUGGGGGCCGUGUUGGUGCCUUUAGCUUUGAUCGUGCAAGUGCAAUGGCAGAGCAGCUUGAGGCAGCAGGGCAGGAACCCCUUGAUUUCUCUUGCACAAUUAUGGUUCUUGGGAAGACAGGAGUUGGUAAGAGUGCAACCAUCAAUUCAAUAUUUGAUGAAGUCAAGUUCAGCACUGAUGCUUUUCAAAUGGGUACAAAGAAGGUGCAGGAUGUUGUGGGAACGGUGCAGGGUAUUAAGGUACGGGUCAUUGACACUCCAGGGCUUCUUCCUUCCUUGUCAGACCAGCGCCAAAAUGAGAAGAUCCUCCACUCUGUUAAGCGCUUUAUUAAGACAACUCCUCCAGAUAUUGUAUUGUAUCUUGAUAGGUUGGACAUGCAGAGCAGGGAUUUUAGUGAUAUGCCGCUCUUGCGCACCAUUACUGAGAUAUUUGGACCAUCAAUAUGGUUCAAUGCAAUUGUGGUUUUAACUCAUGCAGCAUCUGCUCCACCUGAUGGCCCAAAUGGUACUGCUUCUAGUUAUGACAUGUUUGUGACCCAACGAUCUCAUGUUGUCCAGCAAGCCAUUCGUCAGGCAGCUGGAGAUAUGCGGCUUAUGAAUCCUGUUUCCUUAGUGGAAAACCACUCCGCCUGCAGAACAAAUAGGGCUGGGCAGAGAGUGCUACCAAAUGGUCAGGUUUGGAAGCCUCAUUUGUUAUUGCUCUCUUUUGCAUCAAAGAUUCUGGCCGAAGCAAACACACUUUUAAAGUUGCAAGAUAGUCCUCCUGGAAAACCUUUUCCUAAUCGAACAAGAGCUCCUCCUUUACCUUUCCUUCUCUCAUCCCUUCUCCAAUCAAGGCCACAGUUGAAGAUGCCUGAGGAGCAGUUUGGUGAUGAAGAUGAUUUAGAUGAUGAUCUGGAUGAGUCAUCAGAUUCGGAUGAUGAAUCAGAAUUGGAUGAAUUGCCCCCAUUUAAACGUUUGACAAAAGCCCAGGAGGCAAGGCUCACUAAAGCUCAGAAGAAGGCGUAUUAUGAUGAAUUGGAAUAUAGGGAAAAGGUUUUUAUGAAGAGACAGUUGAAGGAAGAGAAAAAGAGACGGAAGAUGAUGAAGAAAAUGGCUGCUGCGGCAAAGGAUCAGCCUAGUGACUUCAGCGAGAAUGUAGAAGAGGAAAGUGGUGGAGCAGCAUCUGUGCCAGUUCCCUUGCCAGAUUAUGCCUUACCUGCUUCUUUUGAUUCUGAUAAUCCUUGUCAUCGGUAUCGCCAUCUUGAUUCAUCCAACCAGUGGCUUAUAAGGCCUGUUCUAGACACCCAUGGUUGGGAUCAUGAUGUUGGUUAUGAAGGCAUUAAUGUGGAGAGAUUGUUUGUGGUUAAAGACAAAAUACCCUUAUCUUUUUCUAGUCAGGUUACAAAGGACAAGAAAGAUGCCAAUGUCCAAUUGGAAGUUGCCAGUUCAAUAAAGCAUGGUGAAGGGAAAGCAACUUCAUUAGGUUUUGAUAUGCAGACUGUUGGAAAGGAUUUAGCAUACACUCUACGAAGCGAGACAAGGUUUAGUAAUUUUAGGAAGAAUAAGGCAACUGCUGGUCUCUCAGUUACUCUCUUGGGUGAUGCCUUAUCAGCUGGAUUAAAACUUGAAGACAAAUUGAUUGCUAAUAAACGGUUCCGGGUGGUUAUGACUGGUGGUGCAAUGACGGCUCGGGGUGAUGUUGCUUACGGUGGUAGUUUGGAGGCCCAGUUGAGAGAUAAGGAUUACCCUCUGGGUCGUUCUCUAUCAACUCUUGGGCUUUCUGUCAUGGAUUGGCAUGGCGAUCCUGCUAUUGGUUGUAAUAUACAAUCCCAGAUCCCUAUAGGGCGAUCUUCAAAUUUGAUUGGGCGCAUCAAUUUGAAUAACAGAGGGGCAGGACAAGUCAGCAUUCGCUUAAAUAGCUCGGAACAGAUUCAAAUAGCUUUGGUCAGCCUCAUUCCUCUUUUCAGAAAACUAUAUGGUCAUCUUGAACAAUUGCAGUCUAGUCAAUGAUGUUAUUAGGUUAUACUGCAGCAGCUUCAUGGUUAUAGGAGAUUACUUUACAUGGCCAUCUCUAAUGGCAUCCUCAAGAGUGAGUGCUCUCUUGGCCCCCAAAAUAACUUUCCUCGAGUACAGUAAUUUUAGCUUCUUCAGUUAGAUAUCCGCAUUUGAUGAAUUUUGUUCUCUUUAAGCUACUGGACCAAGUAUUGCAGCUUGUUCAAUUAUGAUUUUGUCUUAAUUAUCUCUC
Corylus avellana is the source of this 4185-nucleotide messenger RNA. RefSeq names its product translocase of chloroplast 120, chloroplastic. Gene Ontology annotation, biological process: protein targeting to chloroplast. The record is from RefSeq and is a predicted model, not a curated record. Gene Ontology annotation, molecular function: GTPase activity; GTP binding. Gene Ontology annotation, cellular component: chloroplast outer membrane. Lineage: Eukaryota; Viridiplantae; Streptophyta; Magnoliopsida; Fagales; Betulaceae.